CGGGAACUUCCUCUCGACCGCCGUCAAUGGGGUCUACCACUCCCCGGCGCUUUAGACACAGAGCGAUUCUGAUUUCUGAAAUGGCAACACAGCGUCCAGUCCGCACUUGAUCUUGGAAUAUGGCCACAAAGCUCCUUCCUCAACUCUGCAUAUCUCCUUCACCUCCAGAUCAUCCUCACACCACCAAACCGUUCCUUUCCCCUUUCAGGAAUCGCAUCCGAACCUCAAAUCACAUCGUCAAAGUGAAUGCCGAUUUCCGGUCCAAGACUUCGAGUUUCUUCGUCUCUGGUUCUCUGGCUCUCGCCAUGUCUCUCUCAGGAGUUGCAUUUGGCGAGGAAAGGGUUGGGGUUAACAAGCCGGAAUUGCUUCCUGAUGAGUUCACAACUGUUAUUGAUGUUGCUGGGUUUCUCUCUGAUGGCCAGGAGAAAAGACUUGCGCGGGAGAUAUCAGAUAUAGAAAGAGAUACUGGGUUCAAGUUGAGAAUUUUGGCUCAAAAUUACCCCGAUACGCCAGGAUUAGCAAUCAAGAAUUUCUGGGGAGUGGAUGACAGGACUAUUGUUUUUGUUGCUGAUCCUACUUUUGGUAAUAUACUGAACUUCAAUGUUGGAGCUUCAGUGGAUCUAGACAUACCACGUAGCUUUUGGAGCCGUUUGGCUGGGAAAUAUGGAAACAUUUUUUACUGUAGAGAAAAGGGUGAAGAUGCUUCUAUUGAAUCUGCUGUUAUGGCAAUAUCAUCUUGCUUGAGAGAGCCGGUUGGGGCAAAUAACUGUUCAGAAGUGAAGUAAUUCAUCGUUUUGCAUCCAUUAUAUGUAACUGAAGUCAAGGCAUUGCGUGAAAGAUAAGUUAUUUUCAAUCACAAUGCUUAUGGGUGUCUUGCAAAUUGGGUUCAUGAUUUACCUUUUUCGACUGCCUCGUGGGGAGAGCGUCGCCUUUGGUAAUCAUGAAGACGGCUUGCGGGUGUAUUGCAAAAAGGGGUUUUGGGUGUCUCGCGGAGAGGACUUUGGGGUGCUUCACAAAGAGGGCUUUUAGACACAUCAAGAAAAGGGGUGGCUAACU
Molecule: messenger RNA, 1056 nt
Organism: Cuscuta campestris
Lineage: Eukaryota; Viridiplantae; Streptophyta; Magnoliopsida; Solanales; Convolvulaceae
Source: the annotation of a GenBank genome assembly